This is a messenger RNA of Leptinotarsa decemlineata (Colorado potato beetle), 2423 nucleotides long. Its product is annotated as growth arrest-specific protein 2. The record is from RefSeq and is a predicted model, not a curated record. Gene Ontology annotation, cellular component: actin filament. Gene Ontology annotation, biological process: actin crosslink formation. NCBI's taxonomy places the organism in Eukaryota, Metazoa, Arthropoda, Insecta, Coleoptera, Chrysomelidae. Gene Ontology annotation, molecular function: cytoskeletal adaptor activity; microtubule binding; actin filament binding.
AUCAGCCAUGAGCGACAAGUCGAGCUUACUGAGAAAUCGAAAUAGUUGGGGACCCAUAUCAGUAAGUACGCCCAUUUGUUAUCGAGGCAAAACCAACGAUGAAGAAGCAGAAGAUGAAGACGACGAGGUCAAGAGUAUUCAAGCGAGACAGCUAGAUCCACUGAAAGAAGACCUCGCUGAUUGGCUGAAUAAGACUUUGGGUGUUGACUACAUCACCAAAGACAAUUUUCUCGCCGAAUUAGAUAACGGCGUGGUGUUAUGUCACUUGGCCCAAGGAAUUUGCGAUAUAAUCAAACAAACCGUAGCCAAUGGACUCAUCAAGGGGCAAAUCCCCAGCAUCAGAGGAAAAUGUUUCGAAAAGGCUGCGAGAAGAAGUUUUUUUUCUAGGGAUAACAUGGAGAACUUCAUCAGGUUCUGCAGAUCGCUUGGUGUCCACGAAAAUCUCCUAUUCGAAAGCGAUGAUUUAGUUUUGCACCACCAGCCGCGAAACGUCAUUCUCUGCCUCCUCGAAGUAGCCCGGAUAGCCUCCAAAUACGGCGUGGAGCCUCCAGGUCUGGUCCAACUGGAAAAGCAGAUAGCAGAAGAAGAAGGUCGGUCUCCUGGAUCGAGACUGAGCUCCCUGUUAUCUUGGCAGUACCCAGACAGCAGUUUCAAUUCUUCAUCGACCUUCAACUCCCCCUCGAGUUUCAAUUCGUCCUCGAGCUUCACAAAGAUGCGUCAGAGCGCGUCUGCGUCUGCCAUUUCGUCCGUUAUUGACAGGUGGGACGGAGGGCACCACGUGAUUCUGGUCCCCGAACGCACAAGUGACCUCCCCUCUCCCAUAGUUGCAGCUAGCGGAGCUAGUGAUGGAGUUCCUAGUGAUAACACCGAGGAUGAGGAUUGGUCCAGAGGUAGUGGUGAAGAUCCGGAUCGGGACCUGACCCCACCACCAAGACCUUCUUCUACGGGUGGAGGAGAGUCCCCCAGUCCCACCACGGAGUUGGACAGGAAAGUACAGCUGGCUGCUCGUCUGAUGCAAAAAAAUUGCAACUGCUCGAGCGGAAAAUGCGACAAACUGAAGAUCAGGAAGGUGGGGGAGGGAAAAUACAACAUAGCCGGCAAAAACGUUUUCGUUAGGUUGCUUAAAGGUCGUCACAUGAUGGUCAGAGUAGGCGGGGGCUGGGAUACCCUGGAUCAUUUUCUGCUCCGUCAUGACCCUUGCCAGGUCAAAGUGAUGAACAGAGUGACGCCGGAGCGGCCUAGCAGUGCCUCUAAAUACCUGCAUAUCCGCGCCAAGUACCGCAGCCCACCUCCCACACGUUAGAGAAGAAAAUUGUCAAAGAGGUCCUUGAAUGUUGUGGUCCAUAUUCAUUCUGAUCGAAUUCAUAAGCGCCUUGAAUGUGGGAGAGUUUUUGCGUCCGGGUUUUUCCCACGUAAAAAUCGUAUUGCCGGGGUUAAACUGUAUUUGAUUUUGUAUUAUGGUUGACAUACAUUUCAAAUUUGGCAACGUUGUUAAAUGCCAGUGUUUCAAAUAGUUCGUAGAAAGUAGUGUUGUUCCUGGUGUUACUUUUUGAGCAGUCAUGCCACUAAAUUAACUAUAGAGGAGAAACACUAUUUUCAUCAAAGUUUAUUUCCAGAGUUUUACCUCUGACAUAGGUUCUGUCACAGAACACAUUGAAGAAGACAUACACAUCUGUCGACACUUUGAUUCUGAGGGUCAAGUUUCUGUGUUGGUGGUGUUCCGUGUAUUAACGUUUACUAACAACUGUUCUGUGCUCCUUUAUAUGAUAUUCUGUAGUUCUGUAGUCAAAGAACACUAAGAACUUCAGAAUGGAACUUUUUGGAACCAUUCGAAAAAGUUCGGACCUAGAAACUCUCAAACAUGCAAACCGACAUGGUGCUUUAUUCAAAUAUAUCAUUACUUGCCAUUCUCGAAUUGAAUAAUCAUAAUAUUUAUUCACAAGUAUAUAUUUUAAUACUAUAUCGCACAGUAUCAAUCAUAUAGCAACUUAAACAAUCAUGUUUUAUCUACGUAACCUCAUUCUUAUGACGUAAACUGCAAUUCAUUCGGUUAUUUCGUGAUAAAAAGGGUUUUAUCAAGACCUUUGAUGUCUCUAAAAUCUUUUUUGAAAAACAUACUGUUUUGAGCACGGAAAACAACCUGAUGGCUUCUAUUUUGGAUUUGAUUCCAAAUAUAUUUAUAGCGCACUGUGAUCGACACGUCUCACGUUGUUUGAAAUUAAAAUUUCGAUGAUAAUAGUAAUAAGUAAUUGUUGAGUUAUAGUGCAGCUUACUAUAAUGUAAUUCUAAGGUUUUUCUACCAAUCACGCCAAGUUCAAAUUAGUGUUAAGGUUUUUGUAGACUUGCGAUUUAAUAUAGUAGGAUAGUCAAUCGAAUAGUUUUGUAUAUAUUUGUACCAUUAUUAAAGGAUAUCUUACUUCUCA